UCAUUACGAACUUCAAGGGGAGACGAAGAUCGUGGUCACUCUAGGGACACGGUCUUCUUUGGUACACCAUGUUAAAGGUUGUGAUAUUAUUCUUAUGGUUGGCAGCCAACCUUACAGAUACGGUUGUGAGUGCACCUCCAACUCGGAUGAAGCGAGAUAACAUCAGGCUGUGUGGAAAACUGUUGGUUGAUACCUUAAGUCAACUGUGCCACGGAGAGUAUUACGAUCCCAACGAUAUUGGCGUCAUCAGCAAGAGGAGUUACGCACCAAAUCCUCUUGAUUCUUAUCCCCAAUGGUUGUUCUCCUCCUUGACCUCAAGAGAACAGAACGAUCCUGUGCAAUCUGUUCCAGGAGCUUCUAUUCGCCAUGGCCGCCAAGUAAGAGGAGUUGUGGACGAAUGCUGCCUCAGGUCCUGUUCUGUUCUAACCCUCCUGUCAUACUGCCGCACCACCUAAAUAAUAGAACAGGACUUGAAACGACUGGAACGAUUACGAUUAACGACUUUGGAACACGGACUUGGAUUUAUUGAUACGAUAUUUUAUAUACAUAAUGGUUUCUAGUCACUUAUGUGCAGGUGCUUUCAGUGUGUGUAUGUGCAUUUUUUUAACAUAUAAAUAACAAUCAUGUGUU
Parasteatoda tepidariorum (common house spider) is the source of this 630-nucleotide messenger RNA. RefSeq names its product bombyxin B-1 homolog. The record is from RefSeq and is a predicted model, not a curated record. Lineage: Eukaryota; Metazoa; Arthropoda; Arachnida; Araneae; Theridiidae. Gene Ontology annotation, cellular component: extracellular region. Gene Ontology annotation, molecular function: hormone activity.